Molecule: messenger RNA, 3003 nt
Organism: Tribolium madens (black flour beetle)
Lineage: Eukaryota; Metazoa; Arthropoda; Insecta; Coleoptera; Tenebrionidae
Exons: 4
Coding region: 1-3003 (1000 amino acids)
Source: RefSeq, a predicted model, not a curated record
AUGAUUUGGGAACUGCUCUUGUUAAAAAUCGCUGAUGUGCUGCCCUCUUACACUUGGAUUCCAAACGUACCAAGAAAAGGCCCCCACGAUCGACCUCAUCGGAUAAGAGGUCAUGGGCAAGGUGGUGUGGCCCAACCUGGACAGCCCAAUCUCGGUGACGAUCUUGGCAACGACACGGUUGAACCAACCAGGGAGGUUGCACUCAUAACACCAGGAGCAUCUGAUGACCGCCAUUGUUUGCACAAAGCAAGACGACCAGAGCCACAAGACCUGGCUCGAAUGGACCACAAACUUGUAGAGACCCUUUCAGGACAACCCGACAUCUGGCGCAUAAAUUGCGCCGUGUAUGAUGCUGCUCGUGAACUUGCCCAAAGGUCCCAGCCCAUAACAUCGGGUGCGGACAAAAGGGCUGAGCGGCGAACACAAAAGUUGGAAGCCAAAAUCCGGGAGGCGAGACAAUACGCAUCCCGUAUCCAGUGUGUGUUGGAAUACAAAAAGGCUGGGCGACCGUUCACGCCCAAGGUCCGACGCAUAGCGGCGGACUUACGGUGCUUUCAUCACACCCUGAACGGUGCAGUGUUGCAAACCAUCAAGCAGCAUUGUAAUGAAAGGAUACGGGCACUAGUGACCGCCAAAAAGUCAUUAGUCAGGAGAGCGAAAGGGCAGAAACAAAACAAGGUUUUUGCGGAGAGCCCCUCUCGCCUAUUCCAGCCGCCACAGCGUGUUGGAGAAAAUCCGCCUACCCCGGAGGCUGUCCAUCUGUUCUGGAAGGGAAUCUACGAGCAAGUACGGCCAUUUAAUGCCGAUACCGCGGCCUUGGCACAGUUUGGGACUUUUCUUAAUGAAAAGUUCCAGAACCCAAACAACCUGUGCCCACCGAUAACCCUUGAGGAGGUUCAAGGUACCUUAACGGGUGCAAGGAACUUCUCUGCUCCUGGACCGGAUGGGAUUAACUCCUACUGGUGGAAAAAGUUUCCAUCAACCCAUCCACAUUUGGUCCGCAUCUUUAAUGCUUGGAUGCAUGGGGAGCAGGGGAUCCCCCAAUGGUUUGUCGAGGGCCGGACCGUGUUGGUUCCUAAGAACGGGGAUUUGUCCGAUCCAAAGAACUAUAGGCCAAUCACAUGUUUAAACGCAUGCUAUAAAAUCUUUACAAGGGUCUUAUACAUGCGGAUACUUAAAGCAGUGGAUCCUGUUUUUCGUGAGGUAUGCGAACAGCGAGAAUCAAAGAGGGGUGUGGCUGGCUGCAGGGAGAACUUGCUGAUAGAUCGUACUAUCACGCAGGACUCCAGGCAGUACAAGCGGAACCUCUCGAUGGCCUGGAUUGACUACCGCAAGGKGUUUGACACAACGUCUCACCAUCUCGUUGUGCACCUUCUCAAGAGCCUUGCGGUGCCUGAUCCUAUAGUGGAAUGCCUAGAACGAAUGAUCCUACUUUGGCGAACCAGAUUCACCAUAACAUCAGGUGCCACAAAAGUUCGCACAGAGUGGGUGACGUUCCGGAGAGGGGUGUUUCAAGGAGAUUCCUUGAGCCCCCUCUUGUUUUGCAUUUCGCUACUUCCGCUUUCAAUUGCCUUACGAAAAACAAAGGGAUAUACUUGCGGCCCACCUUCGCACCGGAGGCAUAAGGUCACCCAUCUUUUCWAUAUGGAUGACCUUAAACUUUACGCCUCCGGAGAAAGAGAACUACAACAAUCUCUUAGGGUGGUGCAGGAGUAUACUCAUGCGAUUGGAAUGGAGUUCGGAACGGACAAAUGCGCACUGGUCCAUAUCAAGAGAGAACGAUGCGGAGAAUACGGAGAGGAUGAGCAACUUGCUGAUGGAAGCAUUCUUAAACAUCUGAAUGCCGGAGAGACCUAUACCUACCUCGGCAUUGAACAGCGUAAUGUUCAAGAGGUAGGUAAAAUCAAAGAGUCUCUUCGUGGCAAGUAUCGGCAACUGCUCCGGCAAAUUUGGUCUUCCGAACUGUCGGGGAAGAACAAAGUUGCCGCAACAAAUAUGCUUCCCGUUCCGAUCCUGCUCUGCUCUUUUGGAGUAGUGAAGUGGACUAAAGCCUGUAAGAUCAUCAGGAGCUCGGAUCCCCUUCUUCGCAUGGUAUGCGAACACGAAAGAGGGGAGGUGGGAGCAUUUUUGUUUAGGGCAGCACGAAGGGCAGCGGAUGAACUCGGUCUUGUCUUCGAUGAGGAACGAGUGUCUGAAAACUCWGWCACKGAGUGGGAGGAUACUCGUUUCCAGGCCCACYUAAGGGAWGCCGAGGUGCGCAGUUUAUUGCGCAAGCACUGUGACAAGCCCAUGCAUGGUGUCUUCUAUAAAACCAUAGAAGACCAGGGCUUGUCUCAGCGGCUGACCUUUGUCUUCUUGAAGGCAAGUGGGUUAAAGUCGGAGAAGGAGGGGUUUAUCAUAGCCUGCCAAGAUGGUGUUUUUAACACGCUCGUCUAUCGCAGCCGCGUGAUGGGUAUGGACAUUCCGGAUAUUCGGUACAGGGCAUGUCGCACUGCACCAGAGACACUGAUGCACAUACUGUCGGCUUGUCCGAAACACUCGUACGGUGUAGACGAAACACCUGUGCUUCCCUAUGCUCCAGGAGACAUUGAGUCGGUAGUGGAGAAUGAGAAGUGCCGAAUUUAUUGGAACUUUUCGUUCUCAACUACAGGACUCAUUCAGGCCAACAAGCCUGACAUUGUCCUCCUCGAUCUUCUAUCUAAGGAGAUGUUUGUGAUCGAAUUCUCUGCUCCGGCUGAGCCAAACAUCUCCGCUAAGGAGGAGGACAAGCGGUUAAAAUACCGAGAUCUCCUUCAGGAGCUCCGUAGGCUGUAUCCUGGCUAUUCUAUCAAACUGGUCGUCUUGGUCAUCGGAUGUUUAGGGGGUGCAAGACCAACGCUGCUUUCGUCUUUGAAGAUCAUUCCGGCAUGCCGUGACGCGGCUGAACGACUUGCCGGUCAAAUGCAGAAGGCGGUAAUCCUCGGCUCAUUGCUUCUGCUCAGGGCACACGAUUUGUGGACCUAG